Pestalotiopsis fici W106-1 is the source of this 1596-nucleotide messenger RNA. RefSeq lists its product as uncharacterized. Lineage: Eukaryota; Fungi; Ascomycota; Sordariomycetes; Amphisphaeriales; Sporocadaceae. Gene Ontology annotation, cellular component: membrane. Gene Ontology annotation, biological process: carbohydrate transport; transmembrane transport. Gene Ontology annotation, molecular function: carbohydrate:proton symporter activity. The record is from RefSeq and is a predicted model, not a curated record. Bases 1 to 1596 code for a protein of 531 amino acids. The transcript has 6 exons.
AUGGCUUCUUUUCUCAAGCUCAUCGUCAAAAAUGAGGCGAUGAACACUGAUCCUCAUGAGAUCUACAACUGGAGAGUCUACUUGUUGGCUGGAUCGGCAUGUUUCGGUGCCAUGUCCUUUGGAUGGGACAGUGGUGUUAUUGGAGGUGUGAUCGAAAUGUCGCCGUUUCAAAAUGACUACGGCUUCGUCAACAACGGCAAAAUUGACUCGGUUGCGGUUGCUAAUCUAAAGGGCAAUAUCGUAUCGGUUCUCCAAGCUGGAUGCUUCUUUGGAGCCCUUGCCGGUUUCCCUAUUCCUGAUAUAAUCGGCCGAAAGUGGUCUCUUAUCUGGGCUUCGGUAUGCAUCAUGCUCGGAGUCAUUAUGCAAGCCGCUGCAUCGGGUCACAUCGAGGCCAUGUACAUUGGCCGUCUCCUUUCUGGUUUCGGUGUCGGUUGUGCCAGUGUCGUCAAUCCCAUUUACGUUUCCGAAAACGCACCUCGAGCUAUCCGUGGCUUGUUGACUGGUCUUUAUCAGCUCUUCAUCGUCACUGGUGGUAUGCUUGCUUUUUGGAUCAAUUACGGCGCGAGUCUGAACGAAAAGGGCAAAGUCAUGUACAUUGUUCCCCUUGCCGUCCAAGCUAUUCCAGCGAUACUCUUGUUCUCUCUUAUGAUGAUCAGCAACGAAUCGCCUCGAUACCUAGCAAGAAAGGACAAGUGGGAGGAAGCGCGGCAAAUUCUGACCAGAGUGCGGAAUCUGCCCGAAGGCCAUCCGUAUCUCGAGGAAGAGAUCUCCGAGAUCUCAGAACAGCUCAAUUACGAAAGACAACUCAUUGGUGAUGCCACCACAUGGACCCUACUGAAGGAAAUGUUCACGAUUCCCACGAACCGCAAGCGAGCCAUCCUUAGCAUAUUCCUCAUGGUUUGGCAACAAAUGACUGGAACAAACGCCAUCAACACCUAUGCUCCCACCAUCUUCUCUCAGUUGGGCGUGAGUGGUACCUCGAACCAGCUCUUCAGCACGGGAAUCUACGGCAUCGUCAAAGUGGUGUCUUGUACAAUCUUCCUCCUCUUCAUGGCCGACUCGCUCGGACGCCGGCGAUCAUUGCUGGUCUCUUCUGUUGGACAGUCCAUCUGCAUGUUCUACAUUGGUCUGUACGUGAGAAUCUCGCCGCCGGCCAAGGACGCGCCUAUUACUCCGCAAGGAUAUGUUGCCUUGGUAUGCAUCUUUAUCUUUGCGGCAUUCUUCCAGUUUGGAUGGGGACCUGCCUGCUGGAUCUAUGUCUCUGAGAUUCCAACCCAGCGUCUCCGGCCUCUUAAUGUUGCCUUGGCCGCAGCCACACAGUGGCUCUUCAACUUUGUCGUCGCCCGGGCUGUCCCCAACAUGAUCGUCACGGUCGGUGCCAAUGGAUACGGUACCUAUCUUAUUUUUGGCAGUUUUGGCGUUAUUAUGUUCUUCUUUGUUUGGUUCCUCAUUCCCGAGACGAAAGGUGUUGCUCUUGAACAAAUGGACGCCCUCUUUGGCGUCAACGAGGAAGAGAAGCGUGCCAUGGCAAAUGAUGCUGAGAAAGCUGCUGCCACGGCCAUUGAAGUCUCGCCGGAUACUCAUCGCCAUGGGUAG